AUGGCUAAUGAUAAUGGUGAUGGAGACAAAUGGUAUAAAACUAUACCUGUUAUCGGCGAAAUCGAUAGUUGGACAAAUGAUGACUCAUGGCAAGAUCGUGCCUUCCAUAAAUUCAAACGUUGCAUUACUCUUACGUUGAUUGGUUUGGAUGUAGCAGCAUUUUACUUAUCAAAACGCUGGGGUAUUGCAUCUACCGUAGUGUCAAAUCUGAUCUGGCAAAAGGACUGGGAUCAAUUAAGAAGUUAUUUUAAUAAAAUGACUGAUGAGGAUGCUAAAGCAACUUACCUGUGGUUACAUGCAUGGAGCCCUUGCGGUUAA
Messenger RNA from Rotaria sordida, 318 nucleotides. NCBI's taxonomy places the organism in Eukaryota, Metazoa, Rotifera, Eurotatoria, Philodinida, Philodinidae. The record is from the annotation of a GenBank genome assembly.